Molecule: messenger RNA, 3572 nt
Organism: Gossypium arboreum
Lineage: Eukaryota; Viridiplantae; Streptophyta; Magnoliopsida; Malvales; Malvaceae
Product: protein ENHANCED DISEASE RESISTANCE 2-like
Exons: 22
Coding region: 844-3063 (739 amino acids)
Molecular function (GO): lipid binding
Source: RefSeq, a predicted model, not a curated record
UGCUUCGGAAUAGGACUUCUUUGUAAUUAACCGCUUCACCAGGGACCAAAGCAUAUUUCUAUUUUCUUGAACUGAUAAUUUAUAUUGUCAGAUACUGCCCAGAAACUGAAAGUAAACAUGGAAGUCAAGCCCCCCGUAUUUACUUUAUUUGGCAAAGCUGCACGGUUUUAAAGAUACUUGCCCCAUUUACCCAAUCAUAAUCAUCCACGUGGCGUUUUCUAGUUCCGUGCGCCCUUUCCUUCCACACUUACGUGGUCCGUCUCCUCAAUUGCACCGUCGCCUCACUUUAAAUUACAUCGUCGUAUUCAUUAUUUCCCAACCAUCGUCGAUGCCGGCACCAUCGCGUUAGAUAUCUCCUUAGGCUCUUCCCUCUUUUUUUUUUUUAAUUAAUUUUAUUUUCGCAUAUUUUGUAUGUAUAUAAAUAAUUUAUAUUUAAAAAUUAAAAUAAAAUAUUAUCAUUUCAUUGUUUCUGAUUUCAAAAUUCGCUCUCUACUGUCUUCUUCUUCUUCCUCGUCGUCUUCUUCUUCUUCAUAGAGUUCAAGUCACCUCUGAAAACUUUACUUGAUCCUACUUACUGCUGUUCCUUCUUUCCAUUUAACUGUUUUUUAUUGCCCUUUUUUUUUGUUAUCGCUUCAUCGUAGUAUACAAAAUUAAAUUUCUCUUUUGCGGUUCUCGGGUUCACUGCACUGUCGAAAUUGAAUCCUGAGACUCUUCCAAUUCCAAAUUUGAGAAUUAGGAAUUACCGAUUUCGCGAUUUUGAUGAUAAAGUGAGGGACGACGAGAUAUUAGAGGACUUAGGAGUUGGAAAUUCUAUUGUUGGUGGUGGAUUUUGAGAGGGCAGGAAUGUCGAAAGUGGUGUACGAAGGAUGGAUGGUGAGGUAUGGUCGAAGGAAGAUCGGACGAUCCUUCAUACACAUGCGAUAUUUCGUGCUCGAAAAUCGGCUUCUAGCUUACUACAAGAGAAAGCCACAAGAUAGUCAGGUUCCUAUCAAGACCUUGUUGAUAGAUGGAAACUGUAGAGUGGAAGAUCGAGGUUUGAAGACCCAACAUGGACAUAUGGUUUAUGUUUUGUCAGUUUACAACAAGAAAGAGAAGUACAACAGAAUCACGAUGGCAGCAUUCAACAUCCAGGAAGCCCUAAUCUGGAAGGAAAAAAUAGAGUCUGCGAUUGAUCAGCAUCAAGAUUCACAAAUGGCCAAUGGCAACAAAUACAUUUCUUUUGAAUAUAAAUCUGGAAUGGAUAAUGGGAGGAAUGCUUCUUCAUCAGAUUAUGAAAGUCAGUUCAGUGCCCAUGAGGAUGAAGAUGAAGCUCCUCCAAAAACUUUGCUUAGGAGAACAACAAUUGGAAAUGGUCCUCCAGAUUCAAUAUUGGACUGGACACAGGAAUUUGACUCAGAAUUAUCAAAUCAAAAUGCCAAUACCCAAGCAUUUUCUAGAAAACACUGGCGCCUCCUUCAAUGCCAGAAUGGACUUCGCAUUUUUGAAGAGCUUCUUGAAGUCGAUUACCUUCCAAGGAGCUGUAGUAAGGCUAUGAGGGCUGUAGGUGUUGUGGAAGCUACGUGUGAGGAAAUAUUUGGUCUUGUAAUGAGCAUGGAUGGAACUCGAUUUGAGUGGGAUUGUAGUUUUCAGUACGGUAGUUUAGUUGAGGAAGUAGAUGGGCAUACAGCUAUACUUUAUCACAGGCUUCAGUUGGACUGGUUCAGGAUGUUUGUCUGGCCCCGUGACCUUUGCUAUGUGCGUUAUUGGCGCCGAAAUGAUGAUGGGAGUUAUGUUGUAUUAUUUCGUUCUAGGGAGCAUGAGAAUUGCGGUCCACAACCAGGAUAUGUGCGGGCUCAUGUUGAGAGUGGAGGGUUCAACAUUUCACCUCUGAAAUCUCGGAACGGGAAGCCCAGAACACGGGUGCAGCAUCUUAUGCAGAUUGAUUUAAAAGGAUGGGGUGUGGGUUGUAUUUUGGCAUUUCAGCAACACUGUCUUCUUCAGAUGUUAAAUAGUGUUGCUGGAUUGCGUGAAUGGUUUGCCCAAACAGAUGAAAGAGGUGCCCCUCCUAGAAUCCCAGUUAUGGUCAAUAUGGCUUCAUCUUCAGUUUCCUUAAAGAAAACUCGAAAGAUAGAUGAGUUAUCUGUUCCCCCUGCCCCCUCUCUUGAUCAAAUGAAUGCUGCAAGCCGAAACUCUUUGUUGAUGGAUGAAUACUCUGAUGAGGACGAAGAACAAAUGCUUGAGGCAGAACAAGAGCCAUAUCCUACUAAAAUUGACUAUUAUGUCAAAAGAACAGCCCUGGAAGAAGAACCAAUUGAGAAAAUUGAUUUGUCAUGCUUUUCUGGUAAUCUACGACGUGAUGACCGUGAUAACUCUCGUGACUGUUGGAGAAUAUCAGAUGGUAACAAUUUCAGAGUUCGUAGCAAGCAUUUUUGUUACAACAAAACAAAGGUCUUUGUAUGUUAUCUCCCUCCCCCCCCAAAUGCAAUGAAGAUUCCUGCAGGAAAGCAUUUAAUGGAUCUUGUUGCUGUUGAUUGGUUCAAAGACUCAAAAAGAAUGGAUCAUGUUGCCAAGCGUCAAGGUUGUGCUGCACAAGUUGCUUCAGAAAAGGGGUUUUUCUCUUUGGUCUUUAAUUUUCAAGUUCCUGGUUCGACACACUAUAGUAUGGUAUUCUAUUUUGUGACGAGGGAAUUAGUACCUGGGUCUCUUUUGCAGCGAUUUGUUGAUGGUGAUGAUGAAUUCCGCAAUAGCAGGCUGAAGCUUAUUCCAUCAGUGCCAAAGGGAUCAUGGAUUGUGCGGCAGAGUGUUGGUAGCACCCCUUGUUUGUUGGGUAAAGCAGUUGAUUGCAAUUAUAUCCGUGGUCCCAAGUACUUAGAAGUUGAUAUUGACAUAGGCUCUUCUACCGUUGCUAAUGGAGUUUUGGGGCUUGUCACUGGUGUAAUUAGGACAUUGGUGGUUGACAUGGCUUUCCUUGUACAGGCAAACACAACGGAUGAGCUGCCAGAACGGUUAAUUGGUGCAGUUCGUGCUUCACAUAUAGAGCUAUCGUCGGCCAUAGUUCCAAAGCUUGAUGUGGAUCCAUCAUGAUUAUUUUGACCACAGCUGAUUUUAUACGAAUCAUUUGUUCUGAUAUAUUAAUCUCUUUGGCAUUCUGUCAUUAACAGUUACAGAAAGAUGUCAUACUUUUUUCCAAAGUAAGUGAAAGGAAAAUGGAAUUCUGACGUCAGGAAGCUCGUUUAUUCUCUGGUGGGCUAUUUGUUAAGGAAAAAAUAAAUCCAAAAAUUUCUUCGGAACAAAAUGGAAGAUGAUGAAGAGGAUAAGAUAGGAUGAUGAGAUUGUUAGUCAUCAUUUAAUGUAAUAUAUAUAUCAAGCAAAUAUCAGUUUUACCCUUCUUCCAACUCUUUUCUUUUAAAGAUUAUGGCCAUAUGGGAAUGAAGUAGUAUCAUAUGUGCAGAAGAAGAAAGAGAGAAUAGGGUAAUUUAUUACCUGAACGAAUGAUGUUUAUUAAUAACCAGUAGCCAGUAGGGAGGCUAGAUGAGGCUGCUGUUAUUUCCCAAAAUGAAGUUUUUAACUGUUUUCCUCAUCCAGAAAAGAAA